AGAGUUUCAUGCCAACAGCUAUGUAAAUUUUUUUGAAUGAUCAAAUAAUAAAGAGAAACAAUAAAUAAUUAAUACUUAACUUUCAAAGCUCAGUUUGAAAAAUUGUCAUUAUCGUAUAACAUCUUUUCUAAAAGAUUUUUUUUUAUAAAGAAAUGAUUAUGUCAACGAAGUGAAUGACAUGCUUACUCAUCCUUACUGGAGAUACGGUGUUGAAUUUAUCAAAAUGUAUUUAAAUACAGAACCACUUUUUUUAUUAUUUGACGAAAAAGUUGAAAAAAUUGAUGCUUCCAUAUUGUUUCCAGACUCCACUACUGAAAUUGUUACGAAAUAUAACUUCCAAGAAAAGGUAAUACAGUACCAUUUAUUAUUAAGCUGCUACUAUGGAUUAGGAUUGAAAAACUAUGUAUACUAUGUAAAAGAAUUAUGUAAAUUAUGUAUAAAAGUAGAUCCAAAAUCUUGCGAAAUUCAAUUAAAAAAAAAAAUAAUAGAAUAUACUGUGGAACUUAUUAAAAUGAAAAAUUCUUUACUUCAUUUUUCUCGAUGGUUGGGCGAUAAACCUAAAUUAACAAACUUAGUUCAUAAAGUAAUUGAUAAUCUUCUUAUAAUAUCUCAAAACACAGAUACAUUAACAUCCGAUGAUACUUUAAUUAAACUAAAUUUAUUAUAUGAAAUGAUAAAUAAAUUUUUCAAAAAGCAUAUGGAACCAGAAAUUGGCAAAAAUAAAUCGACUAGUGAAAUUAUUUUAAAAAAAACUAUGCAACAACAAAAUUUACCAUUAGAUAUUAAAAUUUCCUACAUUUUAAAAUGCUUUCAGGAAAAUAUAAACUUAAAUAGUUAUAAUAAUCGUCAAUGUGGUUUUAUUUAUGAUAAAAUAACAUCUGACUGUAUUGGAGUGACAAAAUAUGUGGAAUGUCCAAUUACUCCACCUCCGCAAUAUGAUAAAGAUGAUGAUGAUUUCUAUACAUUAAAAUUUUAAGUAGAAUAAUUGAAUCGAUUAUUUCAGAAACUCAUUCUGUACAACAUGUAUUGCAUGUAUUUUUAGUGAAUACUCGUACAGUAAUACUUUUUAUUAAUUUUUUCCUUAACUCGUUUGUAUAUGCAAAUUCUGAAAUAAAUUUUCAAUAUUAUCGUAUUUGAUUCUUUAAAACAUUAUUACUUUA
Daktulosphaira vitifoliae (grape phylloxera) is the source of this 1160-nucleotide messenger RNA. RefSeq lists its product as uncharacterized. The record is from RefSeq and is a predicted model, not a curated record. The coding region runs from base 179 to 976 and encodes 265 amino acids. The transcript has 2 exons. Lineage: Eukaryota; Metazoa; Arthropoda; Insecta; Hemiptera; Phylloxeridae.